Messenger RNA from Talaromyces marneffei, 1020 nucleotides. RefSeq lists its product as uncharacterized. The record is from RefSeq and is a predicted model, not a curated record. Gene Ontology annotation, biological process: inositol catabolic process. Bases 1 to 1020 code for a protein of 339 amino acids. Gene Ontology annotation, molecular function: iron ion binding; inositol oxygenase activity. Gene Ontology annotation, cellular component: cytoplasm. Lineage: Eukaryota; Fungi; Ascomycota; Eurotiomycetes; Eurotiales; Trichocomaceae. The transcript has a single exon.
AUGGCACCAGGCAUAGCCGUUGUCGAUUCCCCUGCUGUAGCAGCAGCAGACAGCGAAGAAUAUGGAGUCCUCAACACAAAACGCGACGGCAAAGCCCUAGAAGCCUUAUCCGACGACAUCGACGCCGUCAACCUCCUCAAAGCCCGCAGCAAACAACAAGAACAACAACACAUCCAACAAGAUGGCACAAACCCAACAAGGGAUUUGUACGAUGAAAGCGAAUUCGACAAAUCCAAAGACAAGUCCCAAUUCCGGCAAUACACAACGGCCUGCGAGCGCGUGAAAAGUUUCUACCUUGAGCAACACACCAAACAAACGGUGGCCUACAACCUGCAGGCACGCAACAAAUUCCAUUCUACCACCCGCGCAAGGAUGUCCGUGUGGCAGGCAAUAGAGAUGCUGAACACAUUGAUCGAUGAUUCGGAUCCGGAUACAUCGCUGAGCCAGAUUGAGCAUCUCCUGCAGACGGCGGAGGCCAUAAGACGGGAUGGGAAGCCCAGGUGGAUGCAGCUCACGGGCCUGAUUCACGAUCUCGGCAAAUUAUUAUAUUUCUUUGAUGCGCGGGGACAAUGGGAUGUUGUCGGCGACACGUUCCCCGUUGGCUGCGCAUUCGAUGAGCGAAUAAUCUACGGACGGGAGAGUUUCAGGCUGAAUCCUGAUUGUGGCCAUGAAGUAUUCGAUAACGGGCUCGGGAUCUAUUUCCCCGGUAUUGGAUUGGAUAACGUCAUGAUCUCUUGGGGCCAUGAUGAGUAUUUGUAUCAUGUCGUCAAGGAUCAGUCCACCUUACCAGAUGAGGCGUUGGCGAUGAUUCGGUAUCAUUCGUUUUAUCCGUGGCACAAGGAGGGCGCGUACCAGGAAUUGAUGAAUGAGAAGGACAAGAAGAUGCUCAGGGCCGUCCAGGCGUUUAAUCCAUAUGAUUUGUAUAGUAAGAGUGAUGGACUGCCCAAAGUGGACGAGCUGAGGCCCUAUUAUGAGGAGUUGAUUGAUGAGUUUUUUCCAGAGAAGGUUAUUAAUUGGUAA